GUUUAUGUUCAGAGCGUGAUUACGAGCCGCUGCGAGCGACGCAUAACACCGACGCUGCCGCAGCCGCAAACACAAACGUAUACUUGGUUCCUGCCAUCGCUGCGCCGUCGGGCAGCCUACGCAGCCACCACAGCUCCUCCGGAACCUGGGGGCAGCCUCUCCGCGGCGCGGCAUGGACCGCUCCGCCGCGGACAUCCAGGACGUCGCCGUCGAGGAGGGCCUCGAGCCGCCGCUGCCGACGGAGGCCGGUUGGCACCUCCUGGAAGAAAAGCGCGGGACGAAGCGGUGGCGCGCGUUCGACGCCGAGAUGCAAAAACAGUUGGACAGCAUGGCGAAGUCGGGGCGGACGGUGGCGCGCUUCACGGGCUUCGCCAUGAGCGAGAUGGACGGCUCCGGAAGUUCGAUGUCCUCGACGCAACAUCGCGACCGCUACGAGGUCCACUUCCCGUCGCUGAUGAUGAAGGACCUGAUCACGAAGCGCAGUUCGCGGAUCUACCGGGCGCCUGGUGAUGCUCCUUAUCCUAUUUUACCUCCAAAACCGGAGACGCCCCAUAACGCGUGCUGUGUAAUUACUUGAUGUUACU
Molecule: messenger RNA, 584 nt
Organism: Pelagomonas calceolata
Lineage: Eukaryota; Pelagophyceae; Pelagomonadales; Pelagomonadaceae
Source: the annotation of a GenBank genome assembly